Messenger RNA from Pedinophyceae sp. YPF-701, 2631 nucleotides. The record is from the annotation of a GenBank genome assembly. Lineage: Eukaryota; Viridiplantae; Chlorophyta; Pedinophyceae.
AUGCAGUCGGACGCGAACUUCGCCGGUAUCAGCCCGCGGAGGACGGCCUCCACCUCACCGCCCCGCCGCGCGCCGACUCCCGCGGCGUCGACGCGGUGGCGUCCAGGGACACGAGAGCCCGAGGUCGCGCGUCGGCUGCACAGCUUGGCGUUCGAUAGCGACGUCUCGGGGGGCUCCCCGGCGCCGGGGAGCCGUCGGCCGGCCGACGACGACCUCGACCUCUUCGACGGCGACCUCGACGGCCUCGACGGCGACCUCCGCGGCGGCCUCGAGCUCGACGAGGAGAUCAAGGAAACAGAGGACUCGCUCAGGCGGCGGGAGGCGCGGAAACAGUGGGAGGAGAAGCGGCGGGGCACCUUGCCCGCCCACUUGCUGGAGGACGUAGGGCGGUCCGCGCACCACUUCUUCGGGAAGUGCGUCCAGCUUGACGCCAGCAUGAAGCUGGCCGACCCGCUUCAGUGGCGCCACUACGGCGCGCUGUUCGGCAAGCUUGCGGACCUGCUUCUGCGGCAGUUUGUGCGCGGCAGCGAGGACGCGGACCCUCGCCUGGUGGACUUCUGGACGCGCGCUCCGCUGCUUCUGCCGGAAGCGAACGGCCCCGGCGGCAUCUCGGCGUUACAGCUUGCGACACCGGACCGCCUGACGACGGCGUCGCACAAGGCGGCGAUUGAGCAGGGCGACCUCGCGUUCACGGCGCACUCCGUGAACGUGAUGCUCGGCUCCAACCCCGCCUUGUAUGCGCGCGACGCCUCCUCGUUCAAGGAGAUGGCGCUGCGGGCGCAGGACGAGGACCUCGCGAAGGGCCUGAAGAUCCUGCCCAACCCGUACGCCGUGCUGCUGAAGAAGCGACCCGAGACGCGCGGCCUCCUCCUGCACUACAUUUCGAACCGGCUGAGGUCUGGCUUCCACGCCGACCGGCGGAAGCUCGCCAGCGCGGGGACGCAGCGCGCCAAGGAGAGCGUUGGGAAGAACGUGAAGCCGGUAGCACCGCGGGCCGCAGCCGUCGGUGCCUGGGUGGACGCGCUCGUGGCCGGCAACGACACCUGGGUGGACGACACGAUCCGCAACGCGCCGAUGAUCGUCGGGCGCUUCGGGGGAUUGGGCGUCCGGCGCGCUGGCGGGCUCUACCAGCUCGUCUUCGACGCUCGCAACUGUCGGAAGCUGCACUCGGAGCCCGACAACCUAACCAAGUGCACCUGGGGGUACAACGCGUUGAAGCUCACGGCGGACGAGGCCGAGGCCACCCGCCGCAUCCCGGAGCUGCUGCGGAGCCUCGCGAAGCACGUCAUGUCCGGCGACGUGCUGGACCCGCGGCUGGCGGAGCGCAUGGGCCCUGCUGCGGCUGUGGCUGGCGGCGCACCAACAGCACCGUACCUGCGCGCCGCUGGCGACAGGGCCCGGACGCGUGAUGCGCUGUGCUUAACCGACGAUGGCGAGUCGCUCCUCGGCUCGAUGUGGGACGAGGCGGCCGUCGCGGCGGCUUGCGUGGCCCCGCGCGUGAAGGAGGAGUACCGCGACAUGGUCGCGGCCUGCGAGGAGGAGCUCGAGGCGUACGACGCCUGCGAAUACUCGGACGGUACGAGGAGGGCUGUGCGGCUGUCGCAGUCGCUGGGUCCCGGCUGGUGCGGGUGCCCGGACGACGAGCGGUGCAUCAAGCGCCAUGGCGACGCCCACCUCAUGCCGAACGGGCAGCGGGCUCCCGGGCAUCCUCACUGCCUGACGCUGGCCGAGGAGCCCGCAGCAGAAACGGCCUUCAAGGACGCCAUCAAGGCGGAGCUGAUUUGCCGGAAGUGCAAAACAGCUCGCAAGUACGUCCGGCGGACGAAGCUUGGCGCCGCUGCCGGCGGUGCGUCAAGCGGCGAUGGGGACGGCGACGGCUGCGGCGAUGGGGACGGCGACGGCUGCGGCGAUGGGGACGGCGACGGCUGCGGCGGGGGCGGCGCGCCGGUGAUCGACCUCACGCGCGACGACGACGACGACGACGACGGCGCCGAGCAUGCGUGCGACGAGGUGACGCUCGACGGAGAGAAGCUGCGGCUCGCGGGCGGGGACGGUUAUUGCCCUCAGUGCUACUACCACGUUAAAACACAUGGCUACGAGACGCCGACACGCCCAGAGGACGCCUGUCCGCACCAUGCCACGUGUUGGAAGACGCGCGGGCAUCACGUGCAGUGCCCGAUCGGCCCAGGCCUGACACCCAUACGCACCGAGGAGGUGCAGGAGGAGCUGCGAGCGACCACCGUCUGCGCCAACCCCGCGUGCCCGUAUCACGAGUACGCCAAGGCCUGGCCGCUCGCGCACAUGGGCUUCGCGACUUGUGCUCGAGGGGCCGAGCGGAUCUCGAAGUGCUCGGACGAGAAAUACCGGUGCUUGCCAUGCAAGGAAUGGCAUGACAGGUAUACAGAGCAGAAGGAAGCGAAGGAGGAGGAGCGCCGACAGGGGAAGCCGGGCCCCUUCUGGGACCCGUCUCCGGAGAGGCCCUUGAAGUGGCAAGUGGUUGGGCUGCCCCAACCUCGGCAGCUGCUGCGUGCUCUGCCCGAGAUUUGGGGGAGCAAGCGGGCGCGGCACGGGGCACAGACGGCCGUGUGUUGUCAAGGACUGUCAACAGCCCGCUGGCGAGGACGAGCUUAA